Messenger RNA from Eptesicus fuscus (big brown bat), 964 nucleotides. RefSeq names its product MAPK regulated corepressor interacting protein 2 (gene MCRIP2). The coding region runs from base 193 to 663 and encodes 156 amino acids. The transcript has 5 exons. The record is from RefSeq and is a predicted model, not a curated record. NCBI's taxonomy places the organism in Eukaryota, Metazoa, Chordata, Mammalia, Chiroptera, Vespertilionidae.
CCGGUCCGCGUAGCGCGAGCCCUUUAAGAGCCGGGGGCGUGUAGCGGGCCCGCCCCCUCCCGCCGCCCGUUAAAGGGGCCGUGCCCACGGCACCAGCCUAGCGCGAGCUCGGGUGGAGGGCACCGGACCUGCCCGCGGGCCGGGGAGGCGAGGGCGUGCGUCCGAGCAUUGCGCGGAGCGGCCCUCCGCACCAUGUACACCAUCACCAAGGGGCCCAGCAAGCUGGUCGCGCAGCGCCGCACAGGGCCCACACAGCAGCAAGUGGAGAGCAGGCUCGGCGAGCUCCUGAAAUGCCGGCAGCCCGCGCCGCCCACUCCGCCGCCCCCGCGGGCGCAGCCACCCGGCCCCUGGCCCCUGCUAAGUCCAGGGCCAAGGCUUGUGUUCAAUCGAGUGAAUGGCCGGAGGCCCCCUACCACAUCCCCAUCCAUCGAGGCGACCCAGGAGACCUACACACUGGCCCACGAAGAGAAUGUCCGCUUUGUGUCCGAAGCCUGGCAGCAAGUGGAGCAGCAGCUGGGUGGUGGCCCAGCCGGUGAGAGCAGUCCGAGGCCUGUGCAGUAUGUCGAGAAGACCCCCAACCCCAGACUGCAAAACUUCGUGCCCAUCGACCUGGAUGAGUGGUGGGCACAGCAGUUCCUGGCCAGAAUCACUAACUGCUCCUAGCCGCUGCUUUGGAAGGAACGUUGCCUGCGCGAGCCUGGCCCUGCCACACGGCAGACCCUCUGCUAGGAGAGGACCAUGGCAUCCUGUACCCACUGCAGCAGGGCGUGUUCCCUCUGGGCCAGGCUGGAUGCCAGCCACACCUGAAGUGCCAGCAUUUGGACUUUUGUACCUUCUAACCCCUUGGCCCAGCUGUGCCAGGCUGCCAGGGGCUGAACCUGUCUGACCUCAAUCCUGCUCACUGUGCCUGGGCACCAGCCCCUGGGGCUGGUAUGGCAGAGCUCCAGGUUAAUAAAGUCAAGAA